AGUAAUACUUUAUUAUUAUUAAGCUAUGGAAAAUGACAGGAUAAAAAACUACCAAGCUUCAAAGUAAAACAGAAAUCACAGAUAGAAAUAGUCUCCCUGACAGCAGCACAACCGGUGCUCUCUGAUAGCACUGCAUACUUCUUGGACUUCUUUUUUUUUUUUUUUUUUUCUGGAAGUACUAGUCUGCAUAAAUAUGAAAGUAAAAGCACUAAUGACUAUUUUAGUAUAGGUACUUAAAUACUUGUGUUCUUGCUAAUUCAGAAGUUUAAAUGAACACUGAGAUGGAAAAAUGUAACAAUGAUUUGGGAAAUUAUUUAAUUAUACCAUAUCAUAUAUUUCUGAACUCCAAACAAACGUAUCAUGAAUUGUUCAGAUAAGAUAUUGUAUUUAUUUUAUACAUCUGAAAAAGAAAAAAAAAAAUAAUGCUGUUAAAUAGGAGUAGAAUUCUGGAGUUCAAAUCUGUAUUUCUUCAAAUAAAUAAGAAGCAAAGCAAAGACACUUAUAAUAGAGACAUACCAAGGGAAAACAAAACAAAACAAAAACUAAGCUCAUGGCAAUUAUUUUUACAUUUAAUUUGUAAUUAAUUCAUAACUAAUGGUAAAACAAUUAGUGGCUUCUCAAUGUUUUCAGUAUUUCAAGUAUGGUCUGGUACAUCCAGCACUCAGCAUAGACCUAAUAAAAUUAUAACAGAAUUUCUAACCAGAAUCAAUUGCUUCACAUCAAUUCAAAAGUUCCAGCACUUGAGCGCAGCCAAGUUGUUAUAGUAAUUAUGGUAGUUGAAAACUCACAAGCCUGGUCCUUAUUUAAAACAUCCGAUUGUCAAGUCCCCUAGUAACCUGUUGCAUGGAUGAUGCCAGGGCUAGAGGUGUGCAAACGCUCUCAAGGUCCACGGCCCUAUAAAUCCCUGUGGUGCCAUUCAGCUUUCAUGGUGUCCAUCCGUUACUCUGUUGCAAAUUUGCCCACUGGCAUAUCAGAAAGAUGUUUCAAUGAUAUUUCUUUUCUGUACUAAUUACAGAAAGCCUGAAUUCCAAAAUUAGAACCACAUAACCAUAGAAUAUCCCCAGUUGGAUCCAUAAGGAUCAUUGAUUCCAACUCCUGGCUCCACAUAGAACCACUCCAAAACAAAAAUGAAAAACAAAAUCCCCAAAUCAGACCAUGUGACUGAGAGCAUUGUUCAAGCACCCCAGCACUCUAGCAGCUUGGGGCUGUGAUCACUGCCCUGGGCAGCCUGUUCCAUGCCCACCACUUUCUAGUGCAGAACCUUUUCCUGACAUUCAACCUGACUCCCCCCUGACAGCUCCAUGCCAUUUCCUCAGGUUCUAUCACUGUCACCAGAGAGCAGAGAUUAGCACUGUCUCUCUGCCCCCCUUUGUGAGGAGCUGUAGGCUGCCAUGAGGUCUCCCCCAGUUCCUCUGCUCUGAGCUGAAUAAAAUAAGGAACAUCAGCCACUCCUCAUACAUCUUCCCUCUAGACCCUUCACCAUCACUGUAGCUACCUUUGUACACUGUGGAACCCAGAACUGCAUACAGUACUCGAGGUGAGCGCAGUAGAUUGGGACAAUCCCCUCUCUCAAUUGGCAAGCAGUGACACACUUGAUGCAGCCCAGGAUACGGUUGGCCUUCCUGGCUGCCUAGGCAUGCUGCUGACUUGCUGUUGCCUAAGACACCCCAGUGAGACAAGAGAACGAGAUAAAAAGAUGCUUUUGAUUCUAGCCAAUGAACAAUGUUCUGCAAAGAACACUUUUAAAGUUCCAAAACAAACAAACAAAAAACAAUAGGUCUACUAGGAAAAAGUCUUAAUUCUGAAAGACACAAAGCAGCUGGCUUCCUCCAAAAUUUAAGAGGUUGAUCUACCUAUGGCCCACGCUAGUUCACCAGAAACUAAGGACAGCAUCAGUUGCAAGCUUUGUUAUGGUGGAAAAAGUAACAAUUACCUGACAGAACUAGGAUAAGGAACCUCACACAGCCAUGCUGCCUGAGUUGCCAGUUCACGCUUUCCAUCUGACUUGAACCUGCUCUUACCAACAGACCCACAGUUAACAAAAGACAGCAAUAUCUACAGCUGAAAUACUGUGAACUUACAUCAAAACAGACAUCCACUGGUAACAUAGUAGCGAUUAGCUACAAAGAAAUAGACUCCAGAAACCACAUAAUUCAAGCGAGGACUCAGAAAAACUAACUUUUACAACUUUAUUGAGAGGGGGAAAAGAUACUUAAAUGGCUUUUACAACUUUCAGAACAUGCAGUGAGACGUGACAUCUGACUCCUACGUUGGAGUAAUACAAGUAAAACAUUAAUUAAAAAUCAAAGCUCCAUGAAACCCUCGGUUAACGAGGACACAGCCACUCCUCAGCCACAAAGCAGCUCACCACUGGAUGAGGGGGAUGCUAAGGUAGGCCCCAGCUCCUGGGAAGGCCACGGAAAGGAAACCCGCCCGCGGGCAGCAUUACAGGCAUGCGGGAAGCACUGGGACAACGCCUGCAGAAGGCUCAGUACACACAGCCCCUCCAGUGCUGCCGGCCUAACAAAAGGAAUCUAUAAAGCAGCUAGCAACACUACUAGAAACAAGAGCCAACCCUAUCCUCAACACUGUCUCAACGGCAGCCAACUGCGCUUGCGCAAGAAAAAGCGCCGCUUGACAGCGUUUCCUCCUCUGAGCAACGCCUGCCAUUGGUUACCGAGCAUUCCCGAGCGGCUUCGUACACCUCCGGAAAAAAAGCCGAAGGCGGGGGCGAAGGGGAGGGGGAGCAAACGGCUGGAGCGCCGCGCGGUGCACUGUGGGGCGGAAGCAGAGAGUCACCGCUCCGUUAGGGCCGCCAUCUUGUCUGCGUCCGGACCUGCUGCCGCUCUCGGGGCCUGCUCGUUCUCUUCGUCGCGUGAAGCGGUGGAGAAAGUGAGGACGCGGCGCACGGCCGGGUGGUGCUGA
Molecule: messenger RNA, 2925 nt
Organism: Gallus gallus (chicken)
Lineage: Eukaryota; Metazoa; Chordata; Aves; Galliformes; Phasianidae
Exons: 2
Coding region: 2314-2925 (203 amino acids)
Source: RefSeq, a predicted model, not a curated record